Molecule: messenger RNA, 1810 nt
Organism: Athene cunicularia (burrowing owl)
Lineage: Eukaryota; Metazoa; Chordata; Aves; Strigiformes; Strigidae
Gene: KCNS3
Product: potassium voltage-gated channel modifier subfamily S member 3
Exons: 1
Coding region: 47-1531 (494 amino acids)
Biological process (GO): potassium ion transmembrane transport; protein homooligomerization
Cellular component (GO): membrane; voltage-gated potassium channel complex
Molecular function (GO): voltage-gated potassium channel activity; protein binding
Source: RefSeq, a predicted model, not a curated record
AAUGUAAAUCCUGUUGGGCACCAGCAGUGGAAUUCAUCUGUUCAAAAUGGUUUAUGGUGAAUUUUUCCGCAGACCUGGGAAAGAUGCAGAACUUAUCAAUUUAAAUGUAGGUGGCUUUAAGCAAUCGGUGGAUCAAAGCACCUUGCUUCGAUUUCCCCAUACCAGACUUGGGAAACUUCUUAAAUGCCACUCAGAAGAGGCUAUUCUGGAACUCUGUGAUGAUUACAGUGUUGCAGACAAGGAAUAUUACUUUGACAGGAAUCCCUCCUUGUUCCGUUAUGUUCUGAAUUUUUACUAUACAGGCAAACUUCAUGUCAUGGAAGAACUUUGUGUCUUUUCCUUCUGCCAGGAAAUAGAGUACUGGGGAAUAAAUGAGCUGUUUAUUGAUUCCUGCUGCAGCAAUCGGUACCAAGAAAGGAAGGAAGAAGGUCCUGAGAAAGACUGGGAUCAGAAGAGCAAUGACAGAAGUAUAGACUCCUCUAACGAAGAGUCAUCCAUAUUUGAUAAAGAGCUUGAAAAGUUUGACAAUCUAUGUUUUGGUGAAGUAAGAAAGAAGAUCUGGAUCAGAAUGGAAAAUCCUGCAUACUGCUUGUCUGCCAAGUUAAUUGCUGUGUCAUCCUUGAGUGUUGUCCUUGCGUCAAUUGUGGCCAUGUGCAUUCACAGCAUGCCAGAGUUUCAAAGGCUGGAUGCCAAUGACAGGGAGAUUGAAGACCCUGUGUUGGAAGCUGUGGAGAUCACGUGCAUCAUCUGGUUCACUGCUGAGCUAGUGAUCAGGCUCAUCACUGCUCCAAGUCAAAAGAAGUUCUGGAAGAAACCACUGAACAUCAUAGAUUUUGUCUCUAUUAUCCCAUUUUAUGCCACACUGGCUGUGGACACAAAAGAAGAAGAAAGCGAAGAUAUUGAAAACAUGGGGAAAGUGGUUCAGAUCCUGCGGUUAAUGAGGAUAUUUCGCAUCCUGAAACUAGCCAGACACUCUGUAGGACUGCGGUCUUUAGGUGCCACUUUGAGACAUAGCUAUCAGGAAGUUGGACUUCUGCUUUUGUUUUUGUCUGUUGGGAUUUCUAUUUUUUCAGUGCUUGUCUACUCAGUGGAGAAGGAUGAUGACUCAUCAGAACUGCACAGCAUCCCUGUCUGCUGGUGGUGGGCAACCAUCAGCAUGACCACUGUUGGUUACGGGGACACUUACCCAGUCACGCUUGCUGGAAAGCUGCUCGGCACCCUAUGCAUUAUCUGUGGGAUACUAGUGGUAGCGCUUCCAAUCACCAUUAUUUUCAAUAAGUUUUCUAAGUACUAUCAAAAACAAAAAGAUAUUGAUCCAGACCAAUGCAACAAUGAUCGCAAAGAGAAAUGUAAUGACCUACCUUAUUUUAACAUUAGGGAUAUUUAUGCAAAAAAGAUGCACUCAUUCAUUUCUAGCCUUUCUUCAGUAGGAAUUGUUGUCAGUGACCAAGAUUCAACAGAUGCCUCCAGCAUCCAAGAUAUGGAGGAUGUUUAUAACACAACAUCUUUAGAGAAUGGUACAGGAAAAUGAGCUGAAUCACAUUCUCUUCCCUUGAUUUCUCUUUUGAUUCUUGGUAAAUGUGGACUUACAAACUUCAGUGAGUUUAUUAAGAGCAGUUAAUUCUCAGGGUACUUAACUCUCAGCCAUAUUUGGACAUUCUUUGCUCUGAGGAUGCCAUAAAACCUUCAUUGUUUAUAUGAGGCUUUAAAAUAUGCCUCAUAUGGCGGUUUAGUUUUUACAUAACUAAUGUUAUGCAUUUUGGGGGAGAAAAAAGUCAGGAGAACAGUUUUAAAUGUGAGAUCAGUGCUU